AACAUUAUAAAAGCCGGUGCUCUUAUCACGCGUCCAGAAGUCUCGUUGAAACCUCGCCGCGGAGUUUUAGUCAAGAUUAUUCAAGAACGGCUCAUAAAAUGAACCGAAGCUUAUUAGCGUUCGCGGUAGUGCUGAUUCUGCUGGUCGCCGGCACGUUCUCUCAGACGUUUUACAAAAGUGGCAAUUGCCCGAUGAGGAACACCGUGAGCAAUUGUGGCUCCAGGUGCAUAGGGGACGGACAGUGUCCAUUCAAUCAGAAAUGCUGCCCGAACAAAUGCGGCUUCACGUCGUGCGCAGAUACCAGCCCCGUUAACACCGGCAGUGAUGGCGGUUACAAGGGCUCGAGCAAUCAGCAGGCUGUUUACUGCAACGGAGUGAAGUGCGCCGCGUACGAGAAGUGCCAAUACGAUCGCAACACCAGACGCGACAAGUGCACGCGCGUCUAGAAAUCGAAUUUCUCCGUUAUAUUUUCGCUGGCAAACGAAAACUCGAUCACACAUUACUUACGCAGGCAAUUUUUAUAGUAAAGGGACAGAUCAGCCUGCUUAAAAUAUAUAUGCGAAAUUGGCCCUUUCUUUCUUACGUCGCGGCGAAUAUACCCGAAGGACAGAAUUCCCUUAUUUUUAUCGAUAAACGGCACGAUUAAUAUUGAUUUUUACAUUAAAUGUAAAUUCGUUGUUUUCUGAAUUGUAGUAUACAUAUUAUUUUCUAAAAAUAUUUUGCUACGCCGUCUUGGUCGGGCGAAUUAAGGUCUGACAGGUGCUUAUAUUUAAACAAAUGCUUCAAAAUUAAAGAAUUGAGUUACGCCUUACGCUAUAUAUGUUUAGCGUACAUUUGCCUACAAUGCCUACAUUAACCCUAACAAUGAGAUAUCUCCGCGAAUCUGUUUGACGUCGACUGCAUAACAUUCACACUGAAAUAGAAAGUCAACUGCGAUAUGAGAAACAUCUAAUUUGUUAGACACACACCUGUAUUUGCGUUGAUUUGUCAAUAAAAUCAUGUAAAGGCACUAAA
Temnothorax curvispinosus is the source of this 1014-nucleotide messenger RNA. Its product is annotated as waprin-Thr1-like. The transcript has 4 exons. NCBI's taxonomy places the organism in Eukaryota, Metazoa, Arthropoda, Insecta, Hymenoptera, Formicidae. Gene Ontology annotation, cellular component: extracellular region. The record is from RefSeq and is a predicted model, not a curated record. Gene Ontology annotation, molecular function: peptidase inhibitor activity. Bases 99 to 446 code for a protein of 115 amino acids.